AUCUUUUUGCUACCUGAUUUGUUCUUCUCCUUUGCUUCACAUCUGAAAAUGGGCAAUUGCUUUACAAUCAACAAAAUCGUAUCACAAAACGGCCAGGACAAAGCUAAUGAAGCCGUGAAAGAGAUGGAGAAUACUACAGUUUCCAACAUGGAAGAGGCUGCCGAUGAGCGAUCUGAAUCUGAUGGUGUUAACAUGAAGAAGAUGAUGAAGAAGAAGAAGAUGGUGAGGUUCAAGUUAAACGACGAUGGAUCGGGCGAACAAGGUGAGUCGAAGAAUGGGGUUGUGAGAAUACGACUCGUGGUGACUCAGGAGGAGUUGAAGCAGAUUAUUUUGAGUAGUGGGAAAGAUUUGAUGCAGCCUUCAAUGGAGCAGUUGACGAGAGUUUUGAAACUGAGAGGUGUUAGGGUUUCUGGAGAUGACGGUGAUGAGUUCCAUGGAGGUUGGAGGCCGGCACUGGAGAGUAUUCCGGAGGAACAUUAACAAUACAUGGAACUGUGUUUUUUGAACUCACCCUAAUUUUUGUUCAGAUUAACUCAUCUUUCUUGUUGUAAAG
Molecule: messenger RNA, 553 nt
Organism: Hibiscus syriacus
Lineage: Eukaryota; Viridiplantae; Streptophyta; Magnoliopsida; Malvales; Malvaceae
Exons: 1
Coding region: 49-480 (143 amino acids)
Source: RefSeq, a predicted model, not a curated record